AUGUUCGGUGUACUUAGAACAGCAGUAAAUGCGAGAGCUUUAUCGAGAGUUAGCUUAACGCCUUCAAUUCCAAUCACCCAAGUUCGUCAAUAUAGCGCUGGACAUGAAGAGGAAAGCUUUGAAGACUUCACAAAGAGAUACACCGCAUUCUUCGAUCAAGUUGAAGACCUUUUCGAAUUGCAAAGAGGAUUGAACAACUGUUUCGCUUACGAUUUAGUACCUGCUCCUGAAAUAUGCGAAUCUGCAAUCAGAGCUUCUAGACGUGUUAACGACUUUAGCACUGCUGUCAGAAUCUUUGAAGGCAUAAAGGAGAAGGUCGAAAAUCAAGGCCAAUAUGAGCAAUACCUUGAUGCUCUCAAGCCACUCAGAGAAGAACUUGGCAUUCCAACUAGAGAAGAAUUAAAUGCGUAG
This is a messenger RNA of Wallemia ichthyophaga EXF-994, 411 nucleotides long. RefSeq lists its product as uncharacterized. The record is from RefSeq and is a predicted model, not a curated record. The transcript is spliced from 4 exons. Gene Ontology annotation, biological process: mitochondrial electron transport, cytochrome c to oxygen. NCBI's taxonomy places the organism in Eukaryota, Fungi, Basidiomycota, Wallemiomycetes, Wallemiales, Wallemiaceae. Gene Ontology annotation, cellular component: mitochondrial inner membrane. The coding region runs from base 1 to 411 and encodes 136 amino acids.